CCCGCUCGGCGCCGUCUCUGGCUUGGCGCCGCCGCGCCGUGUCCGCCCUCCGACGCAGCUCUCGCCCCGUGCGCCAGGUGUGCGCGCUCCGCCGUCUGGUGCGCCAUGCUAUCAGCCGGCUGAAGGGGCGUGCAGCGGCCUGCCGGAGGAGUACUGCCUGCGCCCGGCGCGUGACACUGGCCGGCCGCCGCAAGCAUGCGUACCGCCUCCGACCAAGAGCGGCGCGAAGCUCAGUUCCACGAUGUCGUCAUCAUCGGCAACGGUCCGUCGGCCAUCACGCUCUCGUACCUGCUGGCGGGCAACUGGCCGUACUACUCGGGCGGCGGCGGCGGCGGCCUCAUCCCGGCCUUUCUGCACCAGAAACUGGAGACGGCACCGGCUACCUCUCUGCUACAGCACGACCUGGAGCACCUGUCCGAGGGUCUGGAGGGUCGGUCCAACAACCCGAUCUCCGUGCUGUUCGACACGCUUAACCACCCGGGCGCCGACCUCGGCUCGGGCGAACAAUCGACCGUAACCUGGGUCAAGCGGGAGGAGAAGGCGGUGGACCACGUGGUGCUGGGCCGGGGCCCUCCUGGCGGCGUCUGGCAGAAAAUGGCCGGCGACCUACUGACGGUGAGCCUGGGCAGCUGGAUGGAGCUGCCUGGGCUCGGCUUCCAGCAGUGGUGCGUGGACAACCAGCGCUCACGGGCUCGUGUGGCCGACGUGGCCCGCUACUACGCCGACUACGUUCAGACCAUGCGGCUGACGUCACACUUCCGCGACUCUUACCUGGUGACGUCACUGCGGCGGUACGGCUCGAACCCCGAGGACGACCGGCUCACGCUGGUGCCCGGCUCUGGUCAGCCGAUCAGCCAGCGGCCGGCGCCCGACGCCCAGCCCCUCUGGCUGGUCGAGGGCUACCGCGCUGGCGCCGACGACCUGCUGGAGCGCUUCUGCUUCGCCAGUCGGCGCGUGGCGCUGGCGUGCGGCACGUCCGACGUGCCGUCGCGCCUCGGCUGCCUCGGCGAGGCGCUGCCGUUCGUCUGCCACACGCUCUCCAGCAUGGAGGCGCUGCUGGCGUCGGGCCGCGUCGCCGGCCCGCUGCUGGUGGUCGGCGCCGGCCUCAGCGCCGCCGACGUCAUCCUGGCGGCGCGCGCCCGCCGCCUGCCCGUGAUCCACGCCUUCCGACGGCGUGCCACCGACCGGGCGCUCAUCUUCUACAGCCUGCCGCGCGCGCUCUACCCAGAGUACCACGAGGUGCAUCAGAUGAUGCGCGACGGCGGCCGCAGCUGCUCCCGCUACCGGGCGCUGCCGCAGGCGCGCGUCACGCGCAUUGGCGAGAGCGGCGCCGUCACUUUGGCCACGCCCGAGGGCGCCGUCACCGUCAACGUCAGUCACGUGGCUGUCAUGAUCGGGGCGCGGCCCUGCCUGGAGUUCGUGGCCGAGCCCGAGGCGCUCGGCUCCCGGUCUGGCGAGCCGAUUGAUGGCCGCCACAACCCGGUGCAGGUGGACGCGUUCACGCACGAGGCGGUGCACGCGCCUGGCCUGUACGCGAUGGGGCCGCUGGUGGGCGACAACUUCGUGCGCUUCGUCCAGGGCGGCGCGCUGGCGAUCGCGGCGCACGUGUGCGGCCAGCGCGCAGCCGAGCUCGCGCCGGCAGAGGGCGCAGCCGCGCGCGGAGCCUCUGAGCUGAGCCCCUGAGCGGCCCACCAGGUCGCGCAUCGGGUCUUUCACCUCUUUUUGGUAGAACGUAGUUCUUCGGUCCUGCGAACCACUUUUGCACUUUCAUACUGCACGUUCAUCGUAGCACCGUGUUGUUGGCGAGCCGCCCGUCGCCGUUCGGGCGCGAUCGGUGCCCUUGGCGGGCUGUGGGUGCCAUCCGCGGGGGAGGGGGUGCCGCGCCCUCGGCCGGCCCGGACCGGGACGAGCACUGGCACUCGUCAGGUGGGCUGUGGCUGGGGAGUCGCUGGGAACGCACCGUCGAGGAGGACCACGGUGAUGGCGGAACAUGGCUGGAGCAGGCGUCUCCAGACAUCAGUCGCGGUGCCCUGCCUCUGAGUGGGGCCGGCCGUCGUGCCGACAGGCAGCGCAGUCCCGCCUUGCAGCCGGGAGGGGGCGGGGGUCCGGGUCCGAGCUGGUCGUGCCUAGCUCUGUCCCAUGACCUCGGAAGGGGUUCUCAUGACCAGGUGGGUGGUCCCGGCUGGCCGGAGGUGUCGUGGAUGGAGUCGAAAGUUAUCGAGUUGCUCAGGCUGAUAAAUGCGUUCAGAGCUCACGAGUGCACGGUCGUACAUUGCUCUGGCCUUUUUGGAAGCAUUUUUCCACGCGUCGUUAUGGCUACAUGUAGUUUUGGCAGUAUUCUCUCGGCGGAAUGUUUAUUUUUCCAGUUAGAGACCAAUGACCGCUCCAUGCGUGAUUUCUCUCCAAUCACAUUAUAGGGGCCAAUAUCCGGUGGCUUUCUCCAUAGUCGCAGACCGUUUAUGAGCUGGAGCGAGAGUGCCGUUUCGCUUGGGUUUUCGUCUGGGCGCAGUCUUUCUGUGUGGAGGUGGGAUAAUUAUAGUUUGCAUCAAACCGCAGAUAAUCAUUCGCCCACCGUCUUUGUGUUGGGCUUGUAGACUGAGGAUCAGCCAUAACUGGAGACUGCCGCCUGUUAGUGUCAGUAUUAUUGACAGACUAGCCGUCGUCGGCUCUUGCUAGCUGGACUCUGGUGUGGACAGUGUCUGUUAGCCCAUUCGGCGACUGUGUUUCGGUUACUACUGCCAAGUGUUGUUUGUCCGCCUCGUUCACAUCACGUCUCGUGCCGGCGGCGCCGUUCCAAUCCCCUACGGUCAGGACCAACCUCUGCUACCGACCGCGGUCAGGGCAGAUGGUGUGCAGUGGGCGAGGCGCGGGAGCCCUGCAGCGCGUCAGGCGUGUGCUGAUGUGAGGACCAGCUCUUUUGGCCUGCUGCGCCGGGCUGUCCUGCAGGGCGUAGUUGAUCUGACUGAGACGCCGAGCCGGGGUGGUCAGGGAAGAGGCGGCCAGCGGGCGCGUUUCUGUCACUCGCACCCCUCAGUUGUCGGCAGGAGCGGGCGUCAUUCCCAGCGACAAUGCUGAAACUACGUUUCUGUCCGGUGGUAGAAGACCUGCGGUGCGGUUGGUUUGUAGUGCCUAUUUUGCCACAUUCAUCGUCGUAGUCGACCGGGUGACGGUAGACUUUGACAACAUGCCUAGUUUUCGCCGAGUUUUUUCGAAUGUCAAUACAAGUAGCACGAGCCGUGACUGAUGUGGACAUGGUUUACUUCUGUACUGGAUGAUAAUGUCCGUAAGGGCCGUAUGCCGAUUAUUUCUGACCAGGACGUUGUUUUAUGUGUUUUUAUUUAGCAAUCAUUUACGUGGCCUAUGGAAGCAGCUGCCCAUGAAUCCUCUGCAACUUCUGUUCUCAUGAAGAAACAACGGCAUUCGUUCCAGCGCACACGAACAAGCUAAAAUCGAUGUUUUUCGUUGUCUACACGGUGAGCUCGUAAUUUUGUGAUUCAUUUUGAACUAAGAUGGUGGCCGUGGCUAUAACGUCAACGUUCUCGGAGAUUGCGACAGCGCUCACCUUGUCUUAGACGGAAGAUAGGGUGAAAAAAAAUGGUAGCAUGUUUAUAUGUUUGUGUAUUAUUUACUGGGUAGCCUGCCUGUUGCAUGCUUGGAUCGUUUUCGGCCUGAUGAUACGAAAGUGAGUUUGUGCUACCAGCAUGUUCAAUGUUUCGGGGAAAUUAAAAACAAAUGGAACGAAGUACUUGGAUGUGUUUAAUCCGGUCACCGCCCAAAAGGAUUGAACCUGAAGGCUGUUACAUUGAACACAGUGAUAUUUCCUUAAUACAAUUCGGUCGUUACCUCUCGAA
Molecule: messenger RNA, 3851 nt
Organism: Pollicipes pollicipes
Lineage: Eukaryota; Metazoa; Arthropoda; Thecostraca; Pollicipedomorpha; Pollicipedidae
Product: oxidative stress-induced growth inhibitor 1
Exons: 5
Coding region: 196-1683 (495 amino acids)
Source: RefSeq, a predicted model, not a curated record